Molecule: messenger RNA, 4856 nt
Organism: Pogonomyrmex barbatus (red harvester ant)
Lineage: Eukaryota; Metazoa; Arthropoda; Insecta; Hymenoptera; Formicidae
Gene: CPSF1
Product: cleavage and polyadenylation specificity factor subunit 1
Cellular component (GO): nucleus
Molecular function (GO): nucleic acid binding; protein binding
Source: RefSeq, a predicted model, not a curated record
AUUACUACGUUUACACGGCGACGUUAAAUCGAUGUAGUAACAACCAUAGUUAGUGAUUUCCUGCAUUUAAUUGGAACACAUUUUUAGAGAAUACAAAUACCGAACGCAAGAUUCCACUAACUACAGUUGUUACUAAACCAGUUUAACGUCGCCCUGUAAACGUAGUAUAUGGCUUAAUAUCGGAAGUCUAACCUUAUUGGCAAUUUGUUGACGCUCUCUUUAAGAGUUAACCUCUUCGAAAUACCAAUAUAUAUCUAGUGUAUAAUUUUGCAGGAGCCUUUAUUAAUGAAAAGGAAGUUGGGACAUAUCUGUGAUUAUUGUAACGAAUGAUAUCAACUAGUGAUAUCAUUAUGUAUUCUAUAUGCAAAAAUACUCAUCUAGCAACAGGAGUCGAGCAUGCGAUUACAUGCCACUUUUUCAAUCGAACCGAGAAAUGUCUUGUUGUUGCUGGUGCGAAUAUUAUACGAGUGUUUCGUUUGAUUCCUGAUAUCGACAUGACUAGAAGGGAGAAAUAUACAGAAAUACGACCUCCUAAAAUGAAACUGGAGUGUUUAGCUCAAUACAUCUUACAUGGAAACAUUAUGUCAAUGCAGGCAGUUCAUCUCAUUGGAUCACAAAGGGAUUCUCUCCUACUUAGCUUCCGUGAUGCCAAGCUAUCUGUUGUUGAGUAUGAUCAGGACAUUCACGACUUGAGAACUGUAUCGUUACAUUACUUUGAAGAAGAAGAAAUAAAGGAUGGAUGGACAAAUCAUCAUCAUAUACCAAUAGUAAGAGUGGAUCCUGAGGGAAGAUGUGCAGUAAUGUUGAUAUUUGGCAAAAAAUUGGUUGUGCUACCCUUUCGCAAGGAUCCCAGUCUUGACGAUGGUGAUUUACUUGACACUGCAAAAUUGUCAUCUUCUAACAAGACUCCCAUAUUAUCUUCAUAUAUGAUAGUAUUAAAAACUUUGGAAGAGAAGAUGGAUAAUGUAAUAGAUUUACAGUUUCUACAUGGAUAUUAUGAACCUACAUUAUUAAUUUUAUAUGAACCAGUAAGGACAUUUUCAGGACGUAUUGCAGUGAGACAGGAUACCUGCGCUAUGGUUGCAAUAUCUUUGAAUAUUCAGCAAAGAGUUCAUCCUAUUAUCUGGUCUGUCUCCAAUUUACCAUUUGAUUGUUAUCAAGCUGUACCUGUGAAAAAACCGCUGGGUGGUACUCUAAUAAUGGCAGUCAACUCACUUAUUUAUCUGAAUCAAAGUAUACCACCUUAUGGAGUAUCUCUUAACAAUUUAGCAGACUCAAGUACAAAUUUUCCCUUAAAGCCACAGGAAGGAGUUAAAAUGAGUUUAGAAGGAGCACAGGUUGCAUUUAUAUCUGCUGAUCGUUUAGUUAUCUCUUUGAAAAGUGGAGAACUCUAUGUUUUGUCUCUCUUCGCAGAUAGUAUGCGAUCCGUGCGUGGAUUUCACUUCGACAAAGCUGCUGCUAGUGUGUUAACAUCGUGUGUAUGUAUGUGUGAAGAUAAUUAUCUUUUCCUUGGUUCUCGACUUGGUAAUUCAUUAUUGUUACGAUUUACGGAAAAAGAGCCGGAAGCUCUGAAAAAUCUAAAUGGUGGUGAAAUUACCAUUGAAGAAAAUGAAAGCGAAGAACCUCCAGUUAAAAAAACAAAACAAGAUUUUCUUGGUGAUUGGAUGGCGUCGGAUGUAUUAGAUAUCAAGGAUCCAGAAGAAUUAGAAGUAUAUGGCAGUGAAACUCAUACAUCCAUUCAGAUCACUUCGUAUAUUUUUGAGGUAUGUGAUAGCUUAUUAAACAUUGGACCGUGCGGAAAUAUUUCCAUGGGAGAACCAGCUUUCCUGUCUGAAGAAUUUCUACAGAAUCAAGAUCCCGAUGUUGAGCUCGUAACAACAUCCGGAUAUGGCAAAAAUGGUGCACUUUGUGUACUACAACGUUCUAUACGUCCUCAAGUCGUGACAACAUUUGAAUUGCCUGGUUGUGAAGAUAUGUGGACCGUUGUUGGUAUAUUAAAUAACGAUGAAGUCAAGACGGAAGCAGAAGGAUCUCAUGCAUUCUUGAUAUUAAGUCAAGAAGAUUCAACUAUGAUUCUCCAAACCGGUCAAGAAAUUAAUGAAGUUGAUCAGAGUGGAUUUAGUACACAAGGAAGUACAGUAUUUGCUGGUAAUCUUGGAGCUAACAGAUACAUUGUACAAGUUACUCAAAUGGGAGUACGUCUUUUGCAAGGCAUCGAACAAAUCCAACAUAUGCCUAUAGAUCUUGGCUGUCCAAUUAUACACGCAAGUUGUGCCGAUCCAUACGUAGCAUUACUCUCAGAAGAUGGACAAGUGAUGUUAUUAACCCUUAGAGAAGUAAGAGGUACAGCAAGAUUGCAUGCUCAGGCUGCCAAUUUAUUGUUUCGUCCCCAGAUAGAAGCGUUAUGCGCUUACAGAGACGUAAGCGGAAUUUUUACGACACAAUUACCUGAGAAUGCAGACGACGAGCAGACUGAAGAAGAAUACAAUGUAGAAGAACCAUCUGUACUUACUAAUAUCGAUAAUGAAGAUGAUCUAUUAUACGGUGAUGCUCCCGCAUUCCAAAUGCCUGCACCGUCAUAUCCAAAAACGUCAGAUGGAACUACUAAGAAAUCACCUUGGUGGCAAAGACAUUUGCAGGAAAUUAAAUCCACAUAUUGGCUACUUGUGUACAGAGACAGCGGAACUUUAGAAAUUUAUUCCUUACCUGAUUUACGAUUAUCUUAUCUUAUUCGUAAUUUUGGCUAUGGUCAAUAUGUAUUGCAUGACAGCAUGGAAUCCACAACUUUGCAAUCAGCGCCGAUCAACGAGAUCCCUCAUCCAGAUAUGCAGGUUCGUGAAAUUUUGAUGGUUGCCCUAGGACAUCAUGGAAACCGACCGAUGCUGUUAGUACGCCUCGAUUCGGAAUUGCAAAUUCCAAGACCUAAAGAAGAAGAUAUUCCAAGGAACGGAUGUGAAACUCGCGUUUGUGUGAUGCGUUAUUUUAGCAACAUUGCUGGAUAUAAUGGAGUAUUUAUCUGCAGUGAUUAUCCACAUUGGAUAUUUUUAACUGGACGCGGUGAAUUGCGUGUGCAUCCAAUGGGCAUUGACGGUUCUGUCACAUCCUUCGCUGCUUUUAACAAUAUUAAUUGUCCGCAAGGUUUUCUAUACUUUAAUAGAAAGGAGGAACUACGGAUAUGUGUCUUACCAACUCACUUAUCGUAUGAUGCUCCAUGGCCAGUUAGGAAAGUCCCUUUGCGAUGUACCCCACAUUUUGUUACGUAUCAUCUUGAAAGCAAAACCUAUUGUGUUAUAACAAGUACAGCUGAACCUCUGAAAAGUUAUUAUAGAUUUAACGGUGAAGAUAAGGAAUUUACGGAAGAGGAGCGCCCAGAUAGAUUUCUUUAUCCAUCCCAAGAACAAUUUUCCAUCGUACUAUUUUCUCCAGUUUCAUGGGAAACUAUUCCCAAUACAAAAAUUGAGCUGGACCAAUGGGAGCAUGUUACUUGUUUAAAGAAUGUAUCUCUAGCUUAUGAAGGCACGAGAUCCGGUUUAAAAGGUUACAUAGUAUUAGGAACGAAUUAUAAUUACGGCGAAGAUAUUACAAGCAGAGGACGAAUACUUAUAUUUGACAUAAUUGAAGUGGUUCCCGAGCCUGGCCAGCCAUUAACCAAAAAUAGAUUUAAACAAAUUUAUGCGAAAGAACAAAAAGGACCUAUAACUGCUAUAACACAAGUAUCGGGAUUUUUAGUCUCAGCUGUUGGACAAAAAAUUUAUAUUUGGCAAUUGAAAGAUAACGAUCUUGUUGGAGUUGCUUUUAUCGAUACUCAAAUUUUUAUCCAUCAAAUGCUUAGUAUUAAAAGUCUCAUCUUAAUAGCCGAUGUCUAUAAAUCGAUUAGCUUGUUAAGGUUUCAAGAAGAAUAUAGAACACUCUCCCUUGUUAGUAGAGAUUUUAGACCGGCAGAGGUAUACACAAUAGAAUAUCUAAUUGAUAAUACAAAUUUAGGUUUUCUUGUGGCUGAUGGGGAGAGCAAUUUAGCUUUAUUUAUGUAUCAACCAGAAUCCAGAGAAAGUCUAGGAGGUCAAAAAUUAAUUAGAAAGGCAGAUUUUCAUUUAGGACAGAAAGUAAACACUUUCUUCCGUAUUAGAUGUAGAAUUAGCGAUCCUGCGAAUGAUAAAAAGCAAUUUUCCGGAGCUGAUAAAAGACAUGUUACUAUGUACGCAUCAUUGGAUGGCAGUCUUGGUUACAUUUUACCAGUACCAGAAAAAACAUAUCGAAGAUUACUCAUGUUGCAAAAUGUGUUGGUUACACAUAUUUGUCACAUAGCGGGUUUAAAUCCGAAAGCUUAUCGCACGUAUAAAAGUUACGUUCGAAAUCAAGGUAAUCCAGCAAGAGGCAUCAUUGAUGGUGAUUUGGUUUGGCGUUAUCUUUUCUUACCUAACAAUGAAAAAGCAGAUUUAGCCAAGAAAAUUGGAACGCGCGUUCAAGAGAUUAUUGAAGACAUCAUUGAGAUUGAUCGACAAACGGCCCACUUUUAAGUGGAGUCGUAAUAUAUUUAUAUAGCCGAUCAUUUAUCUUUAUAUUACCUGAAAAUAGCUUAAGAUGAGUUUUACCGAAUGUUGCUUGCAUAAUAAGUAUUUUUGACAUGCUAAAUACAUUCUGAAAUUGUCAAUAGCAUAAUUUGCAAUUGUUUCAUUCAUGUGUAUCAUGUUAAAUUAUAUAAUAGAACCUAAAUUUACACUUUAAUAUAAAACAACAGACAGAUAUAAUUUAUCUUUAUAUAAAAAAUUAUAGUAUCAAUUAUAAUUGUUCUGCGAUACAAAUUAACGAAUUUAUUUAUCAUCUAUGUAUAAUCAAACUAAGAAAUAUUUGCUCGU